Cylicocyclus nassatus is the source of this 1171-nucleotide messenger RNA. The record is from the annotation of a GenBank genome assembly. NCBI's taxonomy places the organism in Eukaryota, Metazoa, Nematoda, Chromadorea, Rhabditida, Strongylidae.
AUGUCCGAUGUUUCUCGGGCCGUGAUCGACACAAUAUUACGAAUAAACACCUUCGCCUAUGUAGUCACAAUCGUCAUAGGUGUAAUUGGCAACCUAUGGGUGGUAUGGAAGGUUGGAGUAGUGCUUCUGUUCGGCUAUCGUUCAGCAGUCCCACGACAAAUUCUCUACUGCAUUUUCGUUAUCUGUUGUGCUGAUUUACUCGUAUUAUGUGAUCUUUCUCUUGUUGUACAUUUUCAAAUAUACGAAGAAUGGAUUUUUGGAGAUACAGUCUGUAAGAUGUUCUACUGCGUCGAAGUGCUCAACAAAUUUCUCAUCCCUCUAGCUCUAGUACACAUCAGCCGAUUUUCAUAUAGAUCAGUUCGUGUCGAAACCGACGCCAAGAAAGACAACCACUGCUUUUGCUUCAUUGCCUUGAAUAUUCUAGCCGUUGCUACCGUAUUUAUGCUAAUGUUUUUUGUUGGGUACUUUUCAAGCAUUAAUACCUAUUCGAUACGGCAGAAAACGAUGACCAUGUGCAAUUUUGGACCACCUCCCUACUGGGAGACCGCCUUCAAUCUGAUCGCUUUUUCUGUUGGUUAUAUAUUAACAAGUGCCGCUUACGUAUAUUUCUAUGCCAACGUUCCCAUCUUAUUGAAACGACGCUGUUCCGUCAAUUGUGGACGCAUCAAUAGCCAAGCCAUUGUCCGCAUAAGAAGGACAGUCACAGCGUUUGUCGCUGUCUACCUUACCUGCUGGACGCCGUACUGGGUUCUUUUCUGGCUCCUAUCCAUGAUACAAAUCAAGCAUAGUUGGAUGGUCGUCGUGUCUGCGUUCACCCAUCUUCUUCCGUAUAUUGCUUGUACUGCCUAUCCAGUCAUAUUAACAGCUAUGAACAAAGAAAUUGCUGCUGCACAUUCUUCCAUUAUCGAUAGUAAACGGCGUCAGUUCAGCACCAUACGAAAAGGAGCCCUUCAGGCGAUGAUCGCUCAGACAGGAGUGAUCCAAUCGUGGAUGCGUCUGGGAAUGAUCCCGAAAGCAAGCACAAUUGUGCAUAUGCCUGAAUAUUCAACGGACGAUGGAGAAAUAGCGCAAAUAUAAUUUCGUGUUCCAAAACACUCAACUUUUGUCGUUAUAACAAGCUUAGUGUUCGAUCUCAAAACAUUUACUACGAGUAUACCCACGUGUCUUCGCU